GCGGCGCGGCGCGGAGGGGCGGGACCGGCGGAGCGGGACGAGCGGCGGGUAACGCGGCGCGGGCAGCGGCCAUGGGGAAGUUGCUGGCGGUGGCCGUGGUCGGCAUAGCGGCAGCCUUGGCGGCGGAGCGGCUGCUGGCCUUGCGGAACAAACUCAAUGCUUGGCGGGAAAUAGCCCCAGUAAGCCUCCCAAACUGCCGGCUCAUUAAAGGCAUCGAACAUGGUUCAGAGGAUAUUGACAUACUUCCCAAUGGAUUGGCUUUCAUCAGCUCUGGCUUGAAAUAUCCAGGAAUAAAGACCCUUGCCCCAGACAAGCCGGGUGAAAUAUUUUUGAUGGAUUUGAAUGAAGAUAAUCCCAGAGCAGUGGAACUGAGAAUCAGCCGAGGGUUUGAUCUGGUGACGUUUAACCCUCAUGGAAUCAGCACCUAUAUAGACAGAGACAACACCGUGUACCUCUUUGUUGUGAACCAUCCCCAUCAGAAGAGCACAGUAGAAUUGUUUAAAUUUGUAGAAGAUGACAAUUCUCUUGUACACCUGAAAACCAUUCGACAUGACCUUCUGACAAGUGUGAAUGAUGUAGUAGCUGUGGGACCAGACAGCUUCUAUGCUACCAAUGACCACUACUUCUCCGACUUCGUCUUGAUGUUCUUGGAGCUGUUCUUGGGUUUAACUUGGUCAAAUGUUGUUUACUACAGUCCAAAAGAAGUUAAAGAAGUAGCAGCUGGGUUUUAUUCAGCCAAUGGGAUUAAUGUAUCACCUGACAGAAAGUACAUCUAUGUUGCAGAUAUAUUUGAUCAUAAUGUCCAUGUGAUGGAAAAACAUGCUAAUUGGAAUUUAACCCACGUGAAGACACUGCAGCUGGACACUCUGGUUGAUAACUUGUCUAUUGACCCACCCACUGGAGACAUCUGGAUAGGAUGUCAUCCCAACGCAAUGAAGCUGUUCUACAAUGAUCCUGAAAAUCUACCCGGCUCUGAGGUCCUGCACAUCCAGAACAUCCUCUCUGAGGAGCCCGUGGUGACACGCAUCUAUGCUGACAAUGGCUCUGUGCUGCAGGGAAGCUCAGUGGCAUCCAUCUACAGAGGAAAACUCCUCAUUGGCACCGUCUUCCACAGAGCUCUUUACUGUGAGCUAUAGCUCAUCACGGGACAUCUUUAGCAUCCCUGGGAAGUGGCGUGCUCUCCAACAGGAACUUGUUUUCCGCCUCAAGGAACAGAUGUUGCUCUCAGAGCCCAAGCAGAAAAAACUGCUCUGAAGGAAGAUCUCACAAUAAGGAGAGGUUGGGCUAUUAACUUGUUCAUCAUUAGCCGUCAACAUCCUGCACUAGCAUUUAAAAUAAUUAUUUUAGGCUUGUGCCACUAUUUGUUCUCAAGUAAAUUUAGUGCCAUUUUCUAAAGAGCAUUUUGUAGCAGUGACAGUAACACAGCCAAAAUACUGACCUGUCACUACUGGCCCUGGGUUUACUCUGUGGUUGCAGAAGUUAACAGCCAGCAUUACCUGUGGCAGUGGUAGAAGCAACCCACCAAACAUGUAAUUUCGUGUUUUCCAGUAGCUUAGAGUAUCUUCAGAUGAGCAAAUCUACAUGUUGUUGGAUCCUGUUAAACUUCUACUUUUUUGUUGGUUUUGGCUUAUCAGAAAAUAAAGGAAAAUAAACUCUA
Messenger RNA from Colius striatus (speckled mousebird), 1657 nucleotides. Its product is annotated as serum paraoxonase/arylesterase 2. The coding region runs from base 72 to 1136 and encodes 354 amino acids. NCBI's taxonomy places the organism in Eukaryota, Metazoa, Chordata, Aves, Coliiformes, Coliidae. The transcript is spliced from 10 exons. The record is from RefSeq and is a predicted model, not a curated record. Gene Ontology annotation, molecular function: arylesterase activity. Gene Ontology annotation, cellular component: extracellular region.